Athalia rosae (coleseed sawfly) is the source of this 1824-nucleotide messenger RNA. It is a transcript of the gene Dbp21E2, whose product is annotated as probable ATP-dependent RNA helicase DDX28. The record is from RefSeq and is a predicted model, not a curated record. Bases 159 to 1778 code for a protein of 539 amino acids. Gene Ontology annotation, molecular function: RNA helicase activity; ATP binding; nucleic acid binding. The transcript is spliced from 7 exons. Lineage: Eukaryota; Metazoa; Arthropoda; Insecta; Hymenoptera; Athaliidae.
UAAGCAUAAGAAAGCACGAGCCCAGCAGAACUGCACGGAGACAUGAUCAAUUCUGUCCUCCGGCUUUCGUGUGGUGUGUCGUCGCGUGUAAUGAAUUUGAAAAAUAUGUGAUUUAGUAACAGUAAUAACAGCAAAGCAGGGUCUAAUUAGGGGUGAGAAUGUUGUCAUUUUUUUCUAAUUCAUGUCGCGGAUAUGUGAGUCACAGAGCAAAACGGUCGAUUCGUAAUCUCCGAAAAUAUACGACUCAGCCAGUCGCGGUUGAAAUACCGUUGACAGAAACACCGAUCGCGAAGGAGCCCAAGCUUAUAAUAAAAUGCAAGAAUUCAGCUCUUGACUUUUAUGACGCGCCUCAAAACCAACACAAUCAUUUCACGCCAAUCGUACUUGCUUCGAGGGGAUGGCUCCACAGAAAAUCAGCGAAUGAUUAUUUUAUACUUUACCCUGAUGGAUCUCCUGAAAGUCCGUCAACAGAUUUGGACCCAACAAUUACCUUCGAAGAGUCCAAUUUGAGUAGGCAGAUACUUGAUAAUUUAAAAGAAAAUGAUCUGAAAUAUCCAUCAGCAAUCCAGAGAAAAUCAAUUCCUGUUUUACUAUCUGGAAAAAAUAGUGUGAUAGCAGCUGAAACCGGAUGCGGAAAGACGUUAGCCUACUUGCUCCCUGUGCUAGAGCAAAUUACAAGGUGGAAACACCUGAGUCCUGAUAGGAAUGUCAAUGCGCCACUGGGUCUCAUUUUAUCACCAAGUAGAGACUUGACCUCCCAACUCGGGGCGGUAGCGAAAAAAAUUGCUGCUGAUACAGGAAUAAAAAUAAGAGUGGUAAUCGGAGGGAAAACGAAACAGCUAAUGAUAAAUCCAUUGGUUGACGAUAUCGAUUUGUUAAUCGGCAGUUUUGGGGCAGUCAGUAAAUUGACGAACAGUGGUGUAUACGAUAUGACAUUCGUAAGACACGUGGUUCUCGAUGAAGCUGAUACCCUUUUCGAUGAAAGCUUUGUUGCGCAAUUGAGACAUUUUUUGAAAAAAAUCAGAUUCAGCUUCGCCGGUCCAGAAUCCCCGGAUGAAUUUCCCCGUAGCUCACAAAUGACGCUCGUUUCGGCAACGAUGCCACACUCGCUACCCGAAGUACUCGACGAAAUCGUUAAUACCGAUUCCCUGACUCAUUUGACAAGCGAAAAACUUCAUUACGUACUUCCGCAAGUAACGCAAAAAUUUAUUCGAUUAAACCAGUCGGCGAGAGCGCCGGAAAUUUUGAGAAUAGUCAAAGGAAAUAUUGCAAAGGGGUGGCAAACCCUCGUAUUCUGCAAUACCACAAAAUCCGCCGAAUGGCUCUUUCUCUUUUUGAGCGAAAUGGGAAUACGCUGUUGUUGCACCCAUGGUGCUGUACCCGCACGUCUGCGGCUGGAUAAAUUCGCACAAUUUCAACAUGGCGAAGUCAGCGUUCUUACCACCACCGAUGCCUGCUCCAGAGGACUGGACACCGUCAAUGUCAGGCACGUCGUCAAUUUCGACUUCCCGCUGUACACGGCUGAUUAUAUUCACAGGUGCGGAAGAACCGGAAGAUUAGGGAACAACGAGAGGUGUUACAUAACAAAUUUCAUAUCGAGCGAGAGAGACGUGAAGCUGCUUCAACGAAUCGAGGAGUCUAUUAGGACCUCAUCCCCACUGCCAAACGUUAAUGCAAACAUAACGAAAAUAAUAAUAAACACAAUUCAACAUAAUAUAAACAAGGCGCAAAAACAAGCUACUGCACACUACGGGGCAGAUAUAUUGGCGAAAAGGUGAAGAGGAUCUGUGUAAAUAACGAAUCAAUAAAUUUGUAUGAUAAUCA